AUGAAAACACGAAACCCACGUUGUGUAAUGAUUGGAACAACUUCCGUAGGUAAGACAACACUAGUUCAUUAUGCUAUUAAUGGCACGAAGACAGAUUCCACACGGCCAACGACUGCAGCUUUAUUUUCUCACUUUGAAACAAGAGAAUUUCCAAUAAGACAGAUGGAUAUUUGGGAUACAGCUGGCAUGGAACAAUAUCAAUCCUUAAAUUCUGAAUAUUUCAAAGGCGCAAAUGGGGCAAUUUUAGUUUUCGAUAUUACAAACUUCCAAUCAUUCGAAAAAUUAGAACCUAUGUAUAAAGAUUUAUUAAGUUAUGCAAGAAGUGUUCCAAUUAUUGCUGUUGCAGCCAAUAAAUGUGAUCGUCGAAAUGAGGCUGAAGAAGUAACUCAAGAAGAAAUUGAAACAUGGUGCAAAGCUCACGGAUGCCAAUUCUUUUAUACAUCCGCUAUUACAGGUGAAAACGUUAUGGAAUUAUUUGAUCAUAUGGCGCGUUUACUCCCAGAAGAGGUCGAAACAGUAUCAUCGGUUAGUCUUGAAGAUAAUGCAGAAGUUAUUAAGCAUUGCUGUUAG
Trichomonas vaginalis G3 is the source of this 570-nucleotide messenger RNA. RefSeq names its product GTPase protein. Gene Ontology annotation, biological process: phagosome-lysosome fusion. The record is from RefSeq and is a predicted model, not a curated record. Lineage: Eukaryota; Parabasalia; Trichomonadida; Trichomonadidae. The coding region runs from base 1 to 570 and encodes 189 amino acids. The transcript has a single exon. Gene Ontology annotation, molecular function: GTPase activity; GTP binding. Gene Ontology annotation, cellular component: phagocytic vesicle; lysosome; late endosome.